UUGGCAUCAGAUUCAGAACUAUUUAGACAAUUCAAAUCAGAGCUGAAAAGAUUCUUCUUUAAAUACAUAAAUUACAGUAAGAAAGAUGGAUUUCUGGAAAUCAGCCGUAGAAGUGACCCCUAGUCACCAAUAAUCUCAAUGCUAAUCAUGGGUCUCACCUUGUAACUAAGCAGCAUCUUCCAAUUUAAGCUGUUUAUUCAGCAGCUGAUUUCAGAUAUUUUGAACCAUCUAUUUUCCUUUUUGACAACAACCUUUCUAAUUUAACAAUCUUUAUCUUCCCAUCUUCUGUUUCCCUCUCCCACUAAAAUGGAAGUAGUUUAAGUAAGCUAAUUCUUUGAAUUGAGAUUGAUCAAAUCUAAGGCUGGCAUCCGAGUUCUAGACAGUGUUAAAGAAGAUUAAAAUAGAACAAAGGUGGUACUAGUGCAUCAAGGACCUCAAGGUUUGGAUUGAACUUUUGAAAGAGGAACCUGUUUAAGAAGUUGACAUCGAAAUCCGCUGUUUGGUUGCCGAGAAAAUGAAAGAAAACAGACCAUGCAACCAUCGUGAUGAAGAAAUUCUAAAAUUCUAAAAUUCCCACAUUCUAACCAGUUUAAUCUCAUCUGGGUUUGCUUUAGAAACGAGAUCACAGCAGCUUCUCUAGCCAACAACUUUAUGCGUAAGAAGACGGCAGUUUCUUUCGGGGAAGAAGACGUAACAGAGUCCAUGGUGGCAAUCAACGGAGCUGGUCCAGACUUCGGAAGAUGCUGAAAGUUUAAAGAGACGGAGUUAUGAAUUAUUGAUAAUGAUUUCGAGAUGGAGAGGAAGGAGAAGAACUUCGUGAGAGAUGAAGUUGCAGCGACGGCCAUGGCGACGGACCGCCGGCCAGGCUGAGUUGCGGAGGUGAAAUGUAGGGCUCGAGUUUUGGACCUAUGGCUAAUGGGCUGGGUUUGAUCAGUUAUGGGCCGACUGAAUCAGCCCAUCAACUGGAGUAAUUGCCAAUUUUGGUGCUCCUCUUAUUCAGAUUCAAUAUUCCCCUCCGAGAAAGAGUUUCGCACCAAAUUUGCAGAAGUUGAAGCUUUAAUCAUGGCGGACAGAGGAAAGAGUAGGGAGCUGGAGGCCAAGGUCCUCGAGAAGGUGGCAGAGGUUAUCUCAGCAAUGAAGAAUGCGAAGCAUGUCGACCAAGUGAUAUCUUCCCUUCAUUCCCUGGCUGUUCUUCUCUUCCCUGUUGAUGCGUCUACAAUUUCAGAGUGUGUUGGUGAGAGCUACAGGGACCAGAUCCUCAGUCGGAGGCUUCCUUCAGAAAGUGAGAGGCAUGAGUAUUGGAAUGCUUUCUAUGAUGGAGCUGCAUUCUCUGCAUUCUCCCGGGUUUUAUUACUUGAGCUUGCUUCUAGUUGGCUGGCGUGUUUCCCUUUUCUGGCAAAGAAGCACUUAUAUGACAUUUUCUUUGUUGAUGGACCUGCCAUCGAGGUUGUUCAGAACUUGGUUCCAUGUCUACAGCCGAAUGCAAUUGAUGGAGUUGAUGUUAAAGCUGUACGCUCUAAUACUGAAAGAUUGAUUGUACAUGUCUUGCUUGAGAAGGAUGGGGUGCUUCAAAUAGCGAACAAAUUUGGGGCAUCCAGCAAAUAUGAGAAUUUUGCCACUGAAAGCACCAUAGCAGCCAUUUCUAAGGUUGCACAAAUUGUAACAUCAAUUUCUGACAAAGCACAAUCGAGAGCAUCCAACUCAUUGUCAUCACACUCGUUCUUCAAGCAGAUUACCGGGCAACUCCUUUCUCUAGCAGAAGUGAAAGCUUCUGAUUAUGUUAAUCUCGAUGGCACCAUAAUGUUUGUGGGGGAGACAUUUUCUCGCAUUUGUCGACGUGGAUCUGCAGACUUGUUACUAAAUGAAUUAAUUCCACGUAUUAUGAAGCACGUUCAUGAUGUUGUAAUGUCAAAUAAUCAUUCAAUUAUCUCUGACGUAUUUGAAUCAAGCCCAAAUGCUCAGUUCUGGUUGAAGAUAAUGGAAACAAUUAAAGAUAAUUAUGCUGUCGAAAGAAUUUCUGAGCAGCUUUUACAUCAGCUAGCUGCUAAAUGUGAGAGUGAUGUUCAUGCUUACUGGGUGCUGUGGCUACUUUUUCAUCGUACUUUAAGACUACAGAUGUCAGUAAGGUCCAUUUUCGUUGACAAAUUUUUGGUCUGGAAGGUAUUCCCCAUUCAUUGCCUGCACUGGAUUCUACAGUUUGCUGUUCUUGAAUGCCCACCUGAUGCCAAUUGUCUCAAGAAAGGUCAUAGUAAUAGCAGCCUCUUAAUGACAGUGCAGCGUCUGGUAGAAGUGUGGUCUAAAAAGGAGUUUGUCCAAUCAGCCACGAUUGAGCAGCAAGCUUAUAUAUCUGCAGCUGUUGGUCUUUCUCUUGAAUUAAUGUCUAAAGAGGAACUUGAUGAAACUAAGAACGUUAUGCACUCGAUUCUUCAAGGGGUCAGCUGUAGGCUGGAGAAUCCUAAUCAAUGGAUUCGAAAAAUGGCUAGCACUGUUGCUCUAGUGUUCUCUAAAGUCAUUGACCCUAAGAAUCCUCUGUAUCUUGAUGAUAGUUGCACGGGAGAGAUCAUAGAUUGGGAGUUUGGGUUAACUACUCAUAGAAAAGGGACUGUAGAUUGCACAAUUGAUGCACAUAGUAGUUCUGAAGAAAUAAAAGCGUCUACUACUUUGGUUCAGAAGGAAGCUACUCAUGCGACAAAAGAGGGGACUGGGCAUAAUACAAAGAGUAAAAAUAAGAAAAUUUGGGAAAUUAAGUUGGCUGAUCCAGAUGAGAUCAUUGAUCCAGCCAGCUUAAAUUGUGGUUCUGUUUCUGAGAAUGAUAAUGACGAUAAUGAAAGCGAUAUGUCUGAUUCUGCAAGUGACUCAUCAUUACAGCCAUAUGAUUUGUCAGAUGAUGACACAGAUCUUAAAAAAAAUCUAUCACAGUUGGUUGAUGUAGUUGGGGCACUGCGGAAAUCUGAUGAUCUUGAAGGAGUAGAGAGAGCUCUUGAUGUUUCUGAAAAGCUCAUCCGAGCAUCACCUGAUGAACUUAGACAUGUAGCAUCAGAUCUAGUGAGAACUCUUGUUCAAGUCCGAUGCUCUGACAUAGCUGUUGAAGGAGAGGAAGAUUCAGCUGAAGACAAGAGGCAAAGAGCAUUGGUUGCCUUGAUUGUUAUGUGCCCAGUUGAAUCUCUUGAUAUUCUCAAUAAACUACUAUACUCACCCAAUGUAGAUACCAGUCAGCGCAUAAUGAUACUUGAUAUCAUGACGGAUGCGGCCCAGGAGCUUUCUACUGCAAAAACUGUGAAGCCUAAACAUCAGUCGAGGGCUCUCAUUGCUACCACUGCGGAAACUCAACCAUGGUUCUUGCCAAGUAGUAAAGGGCCUCCUGGAGCUGGUUCCUGGAAAGAGAUAUCAGGAGCAACAGGAACCUUACUGAACUGGUCAAAUAGUUAUGAGCGAGAACUUCCCUUGAAACCUGGUCAUGUCAAGAGAGGAAAGACAAGACGCUGGGGCCUGAAAUCGGUUAACAUGCAAGAUAAUGAAAUGGAGUUGUCUCAUAAUAAGUUCCCGGGCCAUGCAGCUGCUUUCAUGCUUCCAGCUAUGCAAGGAUUUGACAAGAAAAGGCAUGGCGUUGACUUGCUGAAUAGGGAUUUUAUUGUCUUGGGAAAACUCAUAUAUAUGCUUGGUGUGUGCAUGAAAUGUGCAUCCAUGCAUCCUGAAGCAUCUGCACUGGCCCCUCCUCUUUUAGAUAUGUUAAGAUCCAGUGAGGUUUGCCAUCACAGGGAAGCAUAUGUCAGACGAGCUGUUCUAUUUGCAGCUUCGUGCAUACUGAUUGCAGUACAUCCCUCUUACAUAGUAUCUAGCUUGCUUGAAGGUAACGUUGAAAUAUCUGAAGGGCUUGAAUGGGUUCGCACAUGGUCCCUUCAUGUGGCCGACUCUGACCCAGAUAGAGAAUGCUAUAUGAUGGCUGUGACAUGUCUCCAACUCCAUUCUGAGAUGGCUCUCCUAACCACUCGAAUGCUAGAAUCUGCAAACAGUACAUUCAAGGCAAAGAACAUUGCUUUUCCUUCAGAUUUGUCAAGGGGUAUCAUAAAAAUGCCGUUCUCAAAUGCUGAAUACUGACCAGAUUAGGUAAAACGAAGAAAGAAAACUGUUCUCACAUCCACUCUUCUGAGCUCUCUUGUAAUUUAUUUUCUGAUAAGAAAUGCUCACUGGAGUUUAGAAUUAAGUUGUUUGCCCUCCCAGUUGAGUUUUUUAUUUUGUAAAUCCUGAAUUUUAGAGUAUUGAUCUCAUAGUCGGUUGGUUCUUAUC
Molecule: messenger RNA, 4287 nt
Organism: Momordica charantia (bitter melon)
Lineage: Eukaryota; Viridiplantae; Streptophyta; Magnoliopsida; Cucurbitales; Cucurbitaceae
Product: telomere length regulation TEL2 family protein
Biological process (GO): 'de novo' cotranslational protein folding
Cellular component (GO): cytosol
Molecular function (GO): telomeric repeat DNA binding; Hsp90 protein binding
Source: RefSeq, a predicted model, not a curated record